GGCACACUUCACAAGCAGGACGAGGUUUCAGCACGGCUGGGGUCUGAACAAAGUUCCUCUAAACUAUAUUGUUAUCUGUAGCAGUAAAUAUUUUUUUGGGGGGAUCCAGUUUUGUGGUUCUAGAAAUAGAAAGCCUAAUUGAAGCGGGUGUCAGAUUGUCGCGUCUAUGUCUUCUUCCUCAUUUUCCCUGAAAACACCUGCGUAUUUCAGGUAACUCACCGAUGAAGAGGGAAGUCCUUGGGGACUGAGCGGUGAAAAGUCUCUUCUGACUCUGGUGGCGGUCCUCUCUGUUGCAGUUUGUCCUGCAGGGAUGUGUUCCAGUCGGGGUAUAUGUGGUGGCAACGACCGUGCCAGAGGGGGCUCAGAGGGCAGCGGUUCAGGCGCUCACUAUGCCCUGUGUGCCCUUGGCGUGGGACUCAUCGCCCUGGGUAUUGUCAUGAUUGUGUGGACUGUGGUACCGAUGGACAAGGAGGCUACUGCAACAGGCAACUCCACCACAAAGCCUGAUGGCAGUGAUGAUGGUGAGGAAGAUGGCAGAGAAAGCACAAAGUCCUCGACAGUGGCUAUGGUGCUGGUUGGAGUUGGGGCAGCCUUGUUGCUUUUAUCUAUUUGCCUCGGUGUGAGGAGCAAGAGGAGAGCACGCAACAGCAGUAACCAGCCGCCAGCAAGAGGAGUCUUCAUCGCAGCAGGGCAGCAGGAAGAACCAGCUGCAGACCCAACCACAUUCAACGUGCCGAGCUACGAGGAGGUCGUUGGCACUGACACCUAUCCUGUCCGCCAGAGCAACCUUCGCCAAAGCACCUCCCAGCUGCCGUCCUAUGAGGACAUCAUAGCUGCUGUGGAAAAUGAGGGAACAGAGCCCACAAACAAUUCCACCGAGGAAACCCCUCUUAAUGAUCCGCCGCCAGCUACAGCUCAACCCGGUGCGGAGCCCCAGGCUGGCCCACCUGGCCUUACAUCAAACCCAAGCUUGCCCACCCGCAGCAGCAGCCGGGCCAGCCGCUUACUGAGGCCCCUCAGGGUGAGGAGGAUCAAGUCAGACAAACUGCACCUUAAGGACUUUCGCCUCCAAAUCCGCAGCCCCACACAGAAUCCAGUGACCAUUGAACCCAUCACUCCGCCACCACAGUAUGACAAUAAGAUGCCUGAAUUAGGGUAGUGUCUCUCACUUAUUGCCUGUUACAGAUGAAUAAAAAUAGCUCUGUGUUAAAUGGACUAAUGAUAACACUUUUGAGAACCCACUUUCAAGGUUGGUAUUAAGUAGGUUAAAUGAGGCUGCGAGCAGCGUGCUGGAGUCGGUGCAGACACACUCCUGAAAUGAGAAUAUUUAAAGUGAAUCUCUAGCUCUUUAUCACUGAAGCUUGUGAAUGGCAUAUUUAUCCUGUUAUGAGGCGUAAUUAAGUCUGUGUGAAAGGAUCAGCUGUCUGAGUUGUUUUAAACAUCAUGUUAUAACUUAAAUCAAACAUAGGACAACCUUUCGCUGUUUAAUUUAAAAGCAGUUGUGUGCUCUAAUGGACAUUAUUUUACAAUCCUUUAUAUGUUUUUCACUUUACUGGGAAUUGUCAUUGUUUCUGCAUGUUGAUUCUGAUUAGCUGUUUAUGUGACUGUGGGAAGAUUUAAAAUGUGUGUUGUGUUUCAAAGGAGGGAAAAGGAAUAUGUAUUACCUGUGAGAUUUUAAAGUGCUAUUAAGUAUCAUAAGCAAUAGAUGUACAACAACAUUUUUGUGAUUUGAAGAAAAUGCACUGAGGCCAAAAAUUUAUGAUGUAUUAGCUGUCUGUUUGCUUUUUUGUGAAGUGGUUUUUAAGCCUGUUAUCUUAAACAAACUGGUUCUUAAAAAUGUUAUCUGCAUGAUGUUCAGUGUGAACUGUCAAAUACUGUAAUAUUCUGGUAUGAUAGAAACAGUUAAACCUGCAUUGCUUCAUAGGACUUUAAAAGGUGUUCAGACGUUUAAGUUAUAAUGUGAUAUUUGUUUAUACAAAGGGUUAAUAAAUGUUUGGUUUUUUUUACUUCAUUUAGGAUUGAAAUUUUAUUUUUGUUUCAAAAAUGGCGCUGAUGAUUAAAUGUUGAUUUUCAUAAACAUCAUCUUAGAUGCUUAGAUCAGUAAAAGCAAGAAAAUUUCCUGAAUAUAUAAAACAAACACGCAAAAUAAAACAGACUCAAAAACACACUCUGAACUCUUGUUUUGAUUGUAUGCUGAGUUUGAGAGUUGAAUUUAUUUUGAAAGAGUUUUGUAUAUUUACAGUUAAUAAAAUCUAACUGUAGACGUUU
Messenger RNA from Scatophagus argus, 2268 nucleotides. RefSeq names its product transmembrane protein 51b (gene tmem51b). The record is from RefSeq and is a predicted model, not a curated record. The transcript is spliced from 3 exons. Bases 311 to 1159 code for a protein of 282 amino acids. Lineage: Eukaryota; Metazoa; Chordata; Actinopteri; Scatophagidae.